AUAAAUAUUAUGAAUAGUAUAAAAAGGACGCGUAGUAAUUCUUGCCCAGGCAGCAAAAAAGUUAAAGAAUUCAUUGGUCUUGGUGCUGAUUUGUUACACCCUGAAUUACCAACCCUCAGAAAUGUUUUACAACUAAUGUUGUUAGAAAUGGAGUCCUUAGACACUAACCUUCAGUAUGUUUCAAAAGAGAUUGUUCACGAAGCUGCCAAAAAAUCAUCUUGUAAAAUUGUUGCACAGUAUAAAAAAGUAAAUAUCAAUAUUCAAAUUCAACCUAAUCACUAUAUAGUUCAGAGAAUUGAAAAAGAGUGGGAAAAAGUUACUCAAACUGUUUGGGGAAGAGUGAAAAGUUCUCAAAAGAAUAAGUUAUAUAAUGAAAUUGAUGUAUUGUUUGAUAUUCUUCGUUGCAAGCACAUUAUUAUAUGCAAGGAAGAUCCAACUUGUUCUGACCCUAAAUGUUCUCAUUCUGCUGUUUCUCCAACCUGUAAUUGUCCAUCCAAUUUAAAAAUUCCUAAAAUAGAGCUGAAGUUUAUCAAAGCUCAGAGAUUGAAAAUUAGAAUGAAAAGUGUUUACCAAAUACAUUGUAUAGAUAAAAAAGAACACACUCGACUAUCUAAGCAAUGCAAAAGAAAAGAAAAAGCUUUAAUCUUUAAAAAAUUAGAGGAGAAGAAAGUAGAGUUAAAUAAUAACAAGUUUUUUAAUGAAGAAAUAGAGGUAGAUGUCAUUGAGAAAGAGAACGUAUCUUCUAACCAGUUUAUUGACACUGAAUUUGAUGAUGGAAUAAAGGAAUCUGUCAUCAAUACAAAUCACUUCUUGCUCAAACAGUUUUAAGAUACGGAACAAGUAACAGAGAAGCUAAUGCUAUUUCUUCUGCAGUUCUUGUAGAUCUUGGCAUUGUUAAUAAAACAAAUGAUAAAUUGAUUAUUGACCACCAUAAAAUUCACAGGGAAACGAAAAAAGUAAUGGAAAAAGUCCAGAAAGAAGAUUUACAGUUGUAUCAGUCAGAAGAAAUAAAAGCAUUAUUUUUUGACAGUAGAAAGAAUUUAACUCUUAUUAAUAAUCAAGAUAAAACAAUAAUAAAAUAUUAUUCUAAAACAAUAAAAAUGGACUUCUACACUGUCACUAGUGAACCAGGUGGAAAAUAUGUAUUCCAUUUCUCUCCUCUUAAGCCUGGCAUGGGCAAAAAACCUGCAUUAAUGAUAGCUAAACCUAUAGCAGAUUGGUGUAGAAAAUUUGAUAUAAACUUACAGUAUAUUGGAGCUGACUCUACAGCUACUAACACUGGAAGAUUAGGUGGGGCUCUAAGAAGAAUAGAGGAUCUAUUCUUCUUAGAGCCCCACCUAAUCUUCCAGUCUGUAUGCUGCAUACUAAUGAGCUUCCACUUAGGCAUCUUAUUGAGGAACUAGAUGGUAAAACAACUUCCAGUAAUGGGUUCAGCGGAGUUGUGGGUAAAUUAUUAAAUUGUGCUACACUACUUCCAGUAGCACAGGCAUUUCCAACAAUAACCAUUGGUAAAAAACCAGUUGAAUUAAGUAAAGAUGUGAUUGAUGAUCUUUCAACUGAUCAGCUCUAUGGUUAUAAAAUGGUUUUAGCUAUACGUUCAGGUAACAUACCUAUAGAUCUUAUAAAGAUGGAGUGUGGUCCUGUUAAUCACAGCAGAUGGUUGACAACUGCAAAUAGACUGAUGUGAAUUUGGGUAUCAGUUCAUGGUCUGUCUGGGCAAAACUUAAACUAUUUAAGUUGUUUAGUUGAAUAUGUUGUUGGUGUUUACUAUCCAAUGUGGUUUGAUAUAAAAGUAAGAUGGUCUUUUAUUGAGGGUCCAAGACAUGUGCUAGAAACCUUGAGAUUAGUAAAAAUGCAAAGCCAAGUUACUAGGGAUAUUGUUGAAAAAUAUAUCAUAUUAGGAGCCUGGUUUUCUCACAGUGAAGCUGUUCUAACCACUUUGCUUUGUAGCUCUAUAGUGGAAGAACGGAUUUUUGCAGUAUUUCGUAUUCUGCAGAUUAGAAGAGGUUUUGACAAAGGAGAAACAUCUGUCCGAGAAAGGACUCAUUCUUCUUUUUUAAACAUAGAUGCUAAGAAUCUUACUGAGUUAUGUUCUUGGACUCAUAAUGUAUUUGAGCCGAUUCAAACAUUUAGUUUUUCUACUGAGACAAUAGUUGAUUUUAAGGUGAAUCCCAUGGUUGUUGAUUCCAUACCAUGCCACACACAGAGUAUUGAGCGGGCUGUUAAACAAACAACAAGAGCUUGUGCUGCUGUCUACGGACACGAUUCAAGAGAUGGUUUUAUUCAAGCAGGCUGCCAUCACCGUAAACUUUUACCUAAAAAUAAUACCAAAAAGAACCUAAAACAGAUGAUUAUAUAAUUUUUAUAUUUUUAAUAUGAGUGUAUAUAUUCUUUACUUUUUGGAUCUUCACAAA
Molecule: messenger RNA, 2414 nt
Organism: Hydra vulgaris (swiftwater hydra)
Lineage: Eukaryota; Metazoa; Cnidaria; Hydrozoa; Anthoathecata; Hydridae
Source: RefSeq, a predicted model, not a curated record